Gastrolobium bilobum is the source of this 1224-nucleotide messenger RNA. Its product is annotated as histone deacetylase 8. NCBI's taxonomy places the organism in Eukaryota, Viridiplantae, Streptophyta, Magnoliopsida, Fabales, Fabaceae. The transcript has 3 exons. The record is from RefSeq and is a predicted model, not a curated record. Bases 1 to 1155 code for a protein of 384 amino acids.
AUGGCCACAGAGACUGAAACAUCAUCUUCAACAGUGAACCAUGUUGACGUUUUUUGGCAUGAAGGGAUGCUCAAACAUGACACGGGAAAUGGAGUGUUUGACACAGGAAUGGACCCAGGCUUCUUGGACGUGUUGGAGAGACAUCCUGAAAACUCAGAUAGGGUUAGGAACAUGGUCUCUAUCCUCAAAAGAGGUCCUAUCUCCUCUUACAUUUCUUGGAACCUUGGUAGACCUGCUCUUAUCCCUGAGCUUCUUUCUUUUCACACUCCUGAAUAUGUAAAUGAACUUGUGGAAGCUGAUAAAGAAGGUGGGAAGAUGCUUUGUGCUGGAACAUUCUUGAACCCUGGAUCAUGGGAUGCUGCACUUCUUGCUGCUGGGACUACACUGUCUUCAAUGCAGCAUUUAUUGGAUGGGCAUGGAAAAGUUGCUUAUGCCUUGGUUAGGCCUCCUGGUCACCAUGCUCAACCUUCUCAGGCUGAUGGGUACUGUUUCCUUAACAAUGCUGGUCUAGCAGUACAAUUGGCUUUAGAUUCUGGGUUUAAGAAGGUUGCAGUUAUAGAUAUUGAUGUUCAUUAUGGAAAUGGCACAGCAGAGGGAUUUUAUCGAUCUGAUAAAGUUCUUACCAUCUCUCUUCAUAUGAACCAUGGAUCAUGGGGUCCAUCUCAUCCGCAGAGUGGAUCUAUUGAUGAGCUUGGUGAAGGAGAAGGAUAUGGGUACAACUUAAACAUACCUCUACCAAACGGAACUGGGGACAAUGGAUAUAUUUAUGCCUUCAAAGAGUUGAUCGUUCCAUCAAUCCAAAAUUUUGAGCCUGAUAUAAUAGUUUUCGUUAUUGGACAAGACUCAAGUGCAUUUGAUCCAAACGGAAGGCAAUGCUUAACAAUGGAGGGCUAUAGAGAAAUUGGGCGGAUAGUUCAUGGUCUUGCGACAAAGCACAGUGAUGGACGCCUUCUCAUUGUCCAGGAAGGUGGAUAUCAUGUCACAUAUUCAGCAUAUUGUUUACAUGCAACACUUGAAGGUGUUUUAAACCUACCAUUGCCUCUGCUACUAGAUCCUAUUGCUUAUUACCCAGAGGACGAGACAUUUCCUAUCAAAGUUGUAGAAGCCAUUAAACAAUUUCAAAAAGAUAAAGUGCCCUUGUGGAGAACAGCUUAACUUUUUGACAUACUUCCUCCAAAACAUUAUGUCAAUGUUUGAACCUUCAAUAGUUAUAGAAAAUGAGCU